AUGGUCGAACAUAUACCUCUAUUCUACACUGAUACAACAAAUGAGUUGUUGACUGCGCCUCAUCAACAACCUGAACAUCAACCACAAAAAGACACCAACAACAACAACAAUAAUAACAAUAAUGUAUUCGAUGAUGAAUACUUUCAGAUACAGACAAGCAUUGAUACAAUUGCAAAGUUUGGCUUCAAACGUGUUGCUCUACAACUACCGGAUAGUUUGUUGUGGGCUGGCCGCACUAUCACUGCCAAACUAGUAACAGCCGCACCACAAUGCAAAGUGUUCAUACUUGGAGACACAUCAUAUGGCAACUGUUGUGUUGAUGAAGUUACAGCUUCACAUCUAAAGGCUGACUUUAUUAUUCAUUAUGGUCAUUCAUGUCUAUCACCGGCAACUAAACUACCAGUACAAUACGUGUUUGGACGCAAGCAAUUCGAUGUGGAUACAUUCGUCACAUGCUUUAGAAACAAGUUCUCAUCAAGUGAUAAGGUGAUCAUCUUUUAUGAUCUGCCCUAUCACUUCAUCGUACCAAUGCUACGUGAACAACUGCCUGCAAGUGAUGUACAUCUGAUAACAGACAUUGACAGUUUUAACAAUAUAUACUACAGUCAAUCAUUCAUCAAUAACAAACCGACCUCCACUGCCAACUGCGACAACAACAACAACACUGGAUGUUGUAACAAUAGCAACAACAACAAGGAUGAUACUGAUCAAGGUUGUUGUGGUGGUAACAACAAUGGAAGUAGUGAUUGCUGCUCAACUUCACCAUCAUCAUCAUUUGACACUAAAUUGGAAACAGAGACAAAGAGUGAUGACUUGAUCUUUGGCAGGAAGCUAUCAAUCGAUCACAAAGACAUUGAACAGUACACAAUAUUAUGGAUUGGAGAGGAAUGCGUUACAUUGACCAACCUCCUAAUGAACUUUAACAAGAACACUUUUUAUAGUUACACUGACAACAAGAUACAACAGGUCACAUUAACCAAGUCACAAUCAUUGAUGAAGCGUUACUACAUAUCCAACAAAUGCAAGGAUGCCAACAUUAUUGGUAUUGUCGUGGCCACACUCACUGUCCAGAAAUACUCAGAGACUAUUGAGAGACUGAGGAAGCUGAUAUUGGAAGCUGGAAAGAAGCCUUAUGUGUUUGUGGUUGGACGUUUGAAUGUACCAAAGUUGGCCAACUUCUCAGAGAUUGAUAUAUUUGUGGCUGUUGCAUGCCCAGAGAACACUAUAAUCGACUCCAAAGAGUACUUCAAACCAAUUGCCACACCAUUUGAACUCAACCUGGCGCUGAGAGGACAGGAAUGGACUGGCCAGUACAUCACAGACUUUGGCCGAUUGUUCCCUCACCUGGUACAGCCACUCAAUGAUGGCAAUCAAUCGACAACAAGAUCUGAUGUUGAGCGUGAUGAGGAUGACGUCAGUGAUGAAGAGGGCAACAGGUAUCACUUCUCAUUGAGCUCUGGAAAGAUUGUAAAGUUCUACAAUGCAUCGGCAGCAGCUUCAACAACAACAUCCAAUACUAGUGGUGGCGAGAUGGUAUCAGUCGAUGACAAGCUCAAACAAUUGAGUACGGCGACCAAUGCCAGCGAGUACUUUGUAGGAAGGACAUAUCGUGGACUCGAGACCAGGAUUGGCGAGACCGAGGUGACCAAGGCCAUCACGGGCAUGUCCGGUAUCCCGAUGGGUUACAACACAGACAAAGAGUCAACGACGACCAAUCAGAGUGAGGACGCAAAGUAA
Acytostelium subglobosum LB1 is the source of this 1737-nucleotide messenger RNA. RefSeq lists its product as hypothetical. Gene Ontology annotation, molecular function: 2-(3-amino-3-carboxypropyl)histidine synthase activity. NCBI's taxonomy places the organism in Eukaryota, Evosea, Eumycetozoa, Acytosteliales, Acytosteliaceae. The transcript has 4 exons. Bases 1 to 1737 code for a protein of 578 amino acids. The record is from RefSeq and is a predicted model, not a curated record. Gene Ontology annotation, biological process: protein histidyl modification to diphthamide.